Molecule: messenger RNA, 996 nt
Organism: Solanum dulcamara
Lineage: Eukaryota; Viridiplantae; Streptophyta; Magnoliopsida; Solanales; Solanaceae
Product: pentatricopeptide repeat-containing protein At3g22470, mitochondrial-like
Exons: 1
Coding region: 1-996 (331 amino acids)
Molecular function (GO): protein binding
Source: RefSeq, a predicted model, not a curated record
AUGAAGAGAAUUUCUCUGCGAAAUGGCAAUGCUAUUCCCUUUAUCUCUUUCUUCCCUAAUUCACAUUCUGCUUCUGCAAUUUCAGGAAAGGGUAAAGUUGGAUUAAACAGCAAAGUUGAAGAUGCCGAGGAAGUAAUGAAACACAUGGUCGAAAAGGGUGUAGAGCCUAAUAUAAUCACCUACAAUGCGAUAAUGGAUGGGUAUUAUUUGUGUGGUCAAGUGGAUAGUGCGAGGAGAAUUUUUGAUACCGUGAUAGAUAAGGGCAUUGAGCCUGACAUUUUUAGCCAUAACAUACUAAUAAACGGAUACUGUAAGAAAAAGAAAGUGGAUGAGGCCAUGCAAUUGUUUUGUGAAAUUUCUCAAAAGGGAUCAAAACCUGAUAUUGUUACCUACAAUACUAUCCUGAAAGGUCUUGAAGUUGGAAGAACUGGUGAAGCAAAACAAAUUUACGUUGAGAUGCUAUCUGCUGGGACCAAGCCGAAUAUAUACACUCAUACCAUUUUGCUCAAUGGUUAUUUUAAGUGCAGACUUGUUGAAGAAGCUAUGUCACUCUUUAAUAUGUUAGAAAGAAGUAGAGAAUAUACUGUUAUUGCAUUUUAUAGUGUUGUCAUUAACGGAUUGUGCAAAAAUGGUAAACUCAACGAAGCGCGUGCUGUUUUCAAGAAGCUUUCUUUUAUUGGAUUGCUCCCAGAUGUGAGAACAUACACCGUAAUGAUAAAUGGAUUUUGUCUUGAAGGGUUUUUUGAUGAUGCUAAAGAUAUUCUAAGAAAAAUGAAAGACAGUGGUUGUGCUCCAAACAAUGUCACUUAUAAUGUUAUUUUGCAAGGAUUUCUCAGGUGCAACAAAAUUAGUGAAAUGACAUCUUUUAUGAAGGAAAUGGCUGGAAGGGGUUUCUCAUCUGAUGCAACUACAGCUGAGUUUUUGGCAAAAAUUGUAAGGGAGAAUCCUUCUGUCCUUGACAUGAUAUCAGAGCUUCACUUGAAAAAUAAGAAUUGA